Molecule: messenger RNA, 3848 nt
Organism: Vitis riparia (riverbank grape)
Lineage: Eukaryota; Viridiplantae; Streptophyta; Magnoliopsida; Vitales; Vitaceae
Product: importin subunit beta-1
Exons: 3
Coding region: 125-2740 (871 amino acids)
Biological process (GO): protein import into nucleus
Cellular component (GO): nucleus; cytoplasm
Molecular function (GO): nuclear import signal receptor activity; small GTPase binding
Source: RefSeq, a predicted model, not a curated record
CUCUACAUUCGCGUCUUCUUCUCUUUUUCUCUCUCUUCGCUUUCUCUCUCCUAGGGUUUCUCAGCGCCGUUUUGCUCUCUUCACGAUCCGUGACUGCAGCAUAGCCGUGGUUCCCAGGUAUAAUAUGGCAAUGGAAGUCACUCAAGUGCUUUUGAAUGCACAAGCAGUCGAUGGAAACAUUCGGAAACAUGCAGAAGAGAGUUUAAAACAGUUCCAGGACCAAAAUCUUCCAAGUUUCCUGCUAUCUCUUUCUGGAGAACUAGCUAAUGAUGAAAAGCCUGUUGAUAGCCGUAAAUUAGCAGGCUUGAUUCUUAAGAAUGCAUUGGAUGCCAAGGAGCAACAUAGGAAAUUUGAGCUUGUCCAAAGAUGGUUGUCUUUGGAUGCUGCUGUAAAGACCCAGAUCAAGACCUGCUUGUUGCAGACCCUCUCAUCUCCUGUCCCUGAUGCCCGGUCAACUGCUUCACAAGUAAUUGCGAAGAUUGCAGGCAUUGAGCUGCCUCAGAAACAGUGGCCUGAGCUGAUUGGGUCACUGUUGUCAAAUAUUCACCAGCUUCCAUCUCAUGUUAAGCAAGCCACGUUAGAGACUCUUGGGUAUUUGUGUGAGGAAGUCUCCCCAGAUGUUGUCGACCAAGAUCAAGUAAAUAAAAUACUCACAGCCGUUGUUCAGGGUAUGAAUUCAUCUGAAGGGAACAAUGAUGUUAGGCUUGCUGCUACCCGUGCACUGUAUAAUGCUCUUGGCUUUGCUCAGGCAAACUUUACCAAUGAUAUGGAGCGUGAUUAUAUCAUGAGAGUUGUCUGUGAAGCAACUCUGUCUCCUGAAGUCAAGAUUCGGCAGGCUGCUUUUGAGUGCUUGGUUUCUAUUUCUUCGACUUAUUAUGAGAAAUUGGCUCCUUACAUCCAGGACAUCUUUAACAUCACAGCAAAGGCUGUUAGGGAAGAUGAGGAACCUGUUGCUCUUCAAGCCAUUGAGUUCUGGAGCUCUAUCUGUGAUGAGGAGAUAGAUAUCCUAGAAGAAUACGGGGGUGAUUUCUCUGGUGAUUCGGAUAUUCCUUGCUUCUAUUUUAUCAAACAAGCACUUCCAGCUCUUGUCCCUAUGUUGUUGGAGACUCUUCUCAAACAAGAGGAGGAUCAGGAUCAGGAUGAAGGGGCUUGGAAUCUUGCAAUGGCUGGUGGAACAUGCCUAGGUUUGGUUGCUCGAACAGUUGGAGAUGAUAUUGUCCCACUUGUUAUGCCAUUCAUUGAAGAGAACAUUACAAAACCAGAUUGGAGGCAGAGAGAGGCAGCCACAUAUGCAUUUGGUUCCAUCUUAGAGGGUCCUUCCCCCGACAAGCUGGCUCCCAUUGUUAAUGUUGCUUUGAAUUUCAUGCUUAGUGCCUUAACAAAGGACCCAAAUAAUCAUGUUAAGGACACAACAGCUUGGACUCUUGGACGAAUAUUUGAAUUUCUUCAUGGUUCAACAAUGGAGACACCUAUAAUUACUCAUGCAAACUGUCAGCAGAUUAUCACAGUUCUGCUUCUGAGCAUGAAGGAUGUUCCAAAUGUUGCUGAGAAGGCUUGUGGUGCUCUCUAUUUUCUUGCCCAAGGGUAUGAGGAUGUGGGUUCAGCAUCUCCCCUAACUCCAUUUUUCCAGGAAAUUGUUCAAUCCCUUCUCACUGUCACCCACAGAAAAGAUGCUGGAGAGUCACGAUUAAGGACUUCUGCAUACGAAACAUUGAAUGAAGUGGUGAGAUGUUCAACUGAUGAAACAGCUCCCAUGGUGCUGCAACUUGUUCCUGUCAUUAUGAUGGAACUUCAUCAGACACUUGAGGCUCAGAAGCUUUCAUCUGAUGAAAGAGAAAAGCAAAAUGAAUUACAAGGCCUGCUCUGUGGGUGCUUGCAGGUUAUCAUUCAGAAGCUAGGAUCAUCAGAGCCAACUAAAUAUGUCUUCAUGCAGUAUGCAGACCAGAUAAUGGGUCUCUUCUUGAGGGUUUUUGCUUGUAGAAGUGCAACUGUGCAUGAGGAGGCGAUGCUUGCUAUUGGGGCACUUGCCUAUGCAACAGGGCCAGAUUUUGCAAAAUACAUGCCUGAGUUUUAUAAGUAUUUGGAAAUGGGUCUUCAAAAUUUUGAGGAGUACCAAGUUUGUGCUGUCACCGUCGGCGUAGUCGGGGAUAUAUGUAGGGCAUUGGAGGAUAAGAUCCUGCCUUACUGUGAUGGGAUUAUGACAUUGCUACUAAAGGACUUGUCAAGCAACCAGUUGCACAGAUCUGUGAAGCCCCCCAUCUUCUCGUGCUUUGGUGACAUAGCAUUGGCAAUAGGCGAGAAUUUUGAGAAAUACUUGAUGUAUGCAAUGCCCAUGCUCCAGAGUGCUGCAGAGUUAUCGUCUCACACGGCAGGUGCUGAUGAUGAAAUGACAGAGUACACCAAUCUUCUGAGAAAUGGGAUAUUGGAGGCAUAUUCUGGCAUCUUUCAAGGCUUUAAGAACUCUCCAAAAACUCAGCUUUUGAUUCCUUAUGCACCUCACAUUCUCCAGUUUCUAGAUAGCAUAUACAUGGAGAAAGACAUGGAUGAUGUGGUGAUGAAGACUGCCAUUGGAGUUCUUGGGGAUCUAGCGGACACACUGGGCAGCAAUGCAGGUUCUUUGAUUCAGCAAUCUCUGUCAAGCAAAGACUUUUUAAAUGAAUGCUUGUCCUCAGAAGACCAUUUGAUUAAGGAAUCUGCCGAGUGGGCCAAGCUGGCCAUUAGUCGUGCCAUUUCUGUUUGAGGCUGCUGCCUUGGUCUAUUGUUUUCCUUUUAGAAGUCCCUGCAUGCAUUCGGGUGUGUUGAGUUGGGUCCGGGAUUGCAUACAUGUCAGGUCGUCACCAUUUUCAGACAACAGAAGUAUCGGUCUUCGAGUUGUCACUAACUCUUGCAUCAGCACCAUGGGGUCAGAUUCUUUUUUCCUUUUUUCUAUCUUUUGUCAUGGAGGAAGUGGGUAGUGAUGGCGUUGAAGAAAUGGGGAAGACCUCCCUUAAAUCAAAAGUAUAUUAUUGGUGCCAGAAGAUUGGGAUAGGGAGGUAGAGGUGGCUGUGGUAUGCUGAAUAGAUUGCACAACUCAUGACUGAUUGAGUUGGUUGCUGUUGGUCGGCCCUUGUUGUUGAUGAGCUCACAAUUCACGCUAUAUCAUUGAGACUUAAUGCCACCAUGGUGGUGCCAUCGGAUUGGAUGACUGCAGAAAAUUGGUUCAAAGUGUCCGAGGCACGUCAAAUCAACCCAGUGCUAUAUUCCACAUUUUCUCCUUCCUUCAACCAGUUCUCUUUCUUGUUCCAACAACACCUCCCCCCUCUCUCUUCUAAUUUGUGUCUUGCAUUGUAUCGAAGUCUCUUGUUUGUCAUAGUCAAGUUGCAUUUCAUAUCAUUCACUGUUUUCGUGUAUACUCAUUAUGUGGGGUUGGGAUUCAUCACCCACAUACUCAUUACAUCCUGCAUCGGUCAUAUUUUAUUUUUACAAUUAUUACAGUAGGUGUUUCUUUAAAGUCAAAUGUUAAAUACCAUGCAUUCAUGAAAUCAUGUGUGCUGCCAUGUUUCCUGCCUCUUAAGUAUAGGUUUUUUAAAUCGUGAUUUGGGGAAUGUGUAAUCGUAUUUUGAUGAUCUCCAUCUGUAGAGAGUGGUAUAUUGAAAAAAUGUCACGAAUUGUGAUGACAUAUGGAAAGAGGCUGGAAAGAGUAUUUUGAGUCUCACUUGUCGAGAGAGGCAGUGUAUUUGUAGUCUUGCCUCAUCUUUUCAUGAUCAAGUGAUAUAUUAUCUUUUAUGGAUUUUUGUGAAUUUGGGCAUUGUCCAUGUCCUUUGUAUGAUGCCAUUUGAAUGAAAAUUUUUAUUAGUUGAAGGAGACAA